This is a messenger RNA of Wasmannia auropunctata (little fire ant), 317 nucleotides long. Its product is annotated as putative gustatory receptor 28b. Gene Ontology annotation, cellular component: membrane; neuronal cell body; axon. Gene Ontology annotation, biological process: sensory perception of taste. Lineage: Eukaryota; Metazoa; Arthropoda; Insecta; Hymenoptera; Formicidae. The record is from RefSeq and is a predicted model, not a curated record. The annotation marks the transcript as partial. The transcript is spliced from 3 exons.
GCACAUUAUAUGAUGUUAUGAAAAUAAUGUUAAUUGUUUGGGCAUGCGAGACCGGCAAGAAUCAGGCUCAAGAGAUUCGCAGUACGAUUCACCAUGUACUUAACAGCAUCAGAGAUGAGAAAAUAAAAUAUGAGUUGCAGUUAUUUUCCUUACAAACACUGCAUUGCAAAAUUACGUUUUCCGCCAAAGGUUUCAAUGUGGAUGCAACAUUUCUUGCCAUAAUGGUGGGUACCACUGUCACAUAUAUAUUAAUAUCGGUACAAUUCCUAGUUAUGUCACAUUCUUGCGAUGAAAAAUCUGCAAUCAACGUUACAUGA